This is a messenger RNA of Penaeus monodon (black tiger shrimp), 453 nucleotides long. RefSeq names its product protein archease-like (gene Archease). The record is from RefSeq and is a predicted model, not a curated record. Gene Ontology annotation, biological process: tRNA splicing, via endonucleolytic cleavage and ligation. NCBI's taxonomy places the organism in Eukaryota, Metazoa, Arthropoda, Malacostraca, Decapoda, Penaeidae. Gene Ontology annotation, cellular component: tRNA-splicing ligase complex.
AAAGAAUGGAAUUUACCCCAGAGGAAUUGGAGUUACCUCCCUGCAAAUAUGAAUAUCUUGAUCAUCCGGCUGAUGUUCAGUUACAUGCAUGGGGAGACAACUUGAAUGAAUGUUUUGAGCAGGUUGCAGUUGCUAUGUAUGGAUACAUGACUGAGAUUGAUAAAGUAGAAAUACUUGAUAAACAAGAAAUAGAAGCCAGCGCAGAUGAUAUGCAAGGGCUUCUUUUUCAAUUUCUAGAUGAAUGUCUAUUUGUGUUUUCAGCAGAACCUUUUUUAAUUGCUAGAAAAGUUGUUAUUACAGAGUUUGAUAAAGAGGCAUUUACUAUCAAAGCCACUUUGUAUGGGGAAGAAUUUGACCUUGCCAAACAUCCUCAAGGUACUGAGGUUAAAGCAAUAACUUAUGCGAGUAUGCAAGUUUAUGAUAAUCCAGGCCAGCAUGAAGUAUUUGUAAUUA